This is a messenger RNA of Mesocestoides corti, 2340 nucleotides long. Lineage: Eukaryota; Metazoa; Platyhelminthes; Cestoda; Cyclophyllidea; Mesocestoididae. The record is from the annotation of a GenBank genome assembly.
AUGUGUGUAGCCGAUUCACUUAGAGCCAAACAGCCUUUUCUUCGAAUUCCCUCCAUAGUUACAAAUAUGACACUUGAGGCCUUUCUACCCAUCCGGUUGGUGACAAAUGCAAUGGCUUAUGCCCGAGAAACUAUCCUCGCUGCUUCGAUUACUAUAAAUCCGACAGAUGAAUGUAUUGAGGACUAUCAGCGUCUCAGGUUUUGCAGCCUCUGUGCUGGUAUCCUGACGAUAAACCCAUGCAGUUUUGCUUGCGAUCAGCUGUCCGAUUUAUGCGCCCCACAACUAUUGCAAUUCGGUCCCCAAUGGAAAACAUUUAUGUCUGCCAUGCAGCAAGCCCUGGACCAGUUGGAUAAAUUCCCGCGGAUUCACCGUCCCCUCCAAAUGCACCUCACGGACGCAAUAAUGAAUCUGAAAUCGGUCUUCACCAGUCACGAGAAGGAGAUCCUGUCCAACUGUUCCUCUUUCGCCCCAACCCCUAAGCUUGCAGGUGUCCAGUGGCCUUACAGUGGCCCGCGACGUGUUCGUCGCCAGGCCCCGCGUGCAGCAGACGGAGGUGACAGCUACUACAGGCCCUCCGUCUACCAGCCCCCUGGCAACAUUCGACACCCCGCCGAGACAAAGCCGCUACCAUCGGUGGCUCUAGCAGAACAGGGGGUCUCGAAGCUCCAGGCGUGGGUCCGUGAAGUCAAACAACGUUUGGAAGUUGGGAAUGUCUUCUUCUUCUCCGAAAAUGUACCAGUAAAAACGGACCCUACGUAUGCCAUUGUUCACUUUAAAAACCCUGCAACUGGCCUCCGACGGGCCCCGAGCAACCCCAUUUACCAUGGCGCUUGUCCUCUGAUAACCUGCAGUAUGGCUUUUCGUUCCCACAUGUUUUUUGGAGCGCCGAACGCGCUUGCCGUUGCGUCUACCUGUUUCUACAUCUGCUCGUCCUGUGCUAAUACAGGCAACUUGCAAUCUGGUCAUUACCAACUUGUCCUUUGCUUGGAUGUCUUCCUUGCAUUGUGUUGGACGAUUUUCUACACCAAAGUCACUGUGGAGGCCUUCGGGAACCCAAGUGAAGAAUGCAUUGUUGAUGGUCCUGGGCUGACCAUCGGGCAGAGCAUCGCCCUGGCAACUAAAACACAUGGCUCCCCUCCCCUUCCCCCGCCCUCCCCCAAGUCAAAUGUCAGCGUUUACGCGAGUGCGACUUUGGUUAUGUUUAUUUUGCCCUGUCUCAACUCGCUGUGCUACAUGCCGUACAAUCAGAUGUCCUACUUGUUCGAUAACAUGGGCUCUGAACUGUGCAAUGCUAAGCGAAAUGGACCGCCACCCACCGCCUAUCGCUCAACUUCAAACACUUGCUGGAACGGAACUUCACUGGAUUCUACUACCUCAAGAUCAGUUGAGCCUAAGACCAUUGAUGUCUACUUCACGGAUCCUACACUUUAUGAAAAGGAACUCGGACUCCGAAAGGCCAUCCAGAACUUCGAAAUCUUGGGUCGGGUGACACAGGUCGACCCCGACAUUCUGCCUCUGGCCGAUCCUGCCGCAACCGUUCUUAAAGUUGGACGCAACGACAUGCCUGUCGACUCUGAUGAGGAGGCACUGAGGAGUUAUUUAACCUCCCCCACCUCACCGAACAGUAAUGAGAAUUCUCUUGGCGGUCAAGGCGAUCCCUCGCUCUCCCUCUGGGAGGAUCAGCAACCACCGUCUGCGGCUGCUGCCUUUGCGUCAGACACCGAAGCAGGCAGUGGCUACGGUGAUGUGCCUUUGCCCUACGUUAGUCCCUACUCCCCGCCGAUGGGCUACAAAAAAGAGGAUGAUUUCAACAACCCGGUUAUCCACCCUGAACAGCCGCCAGGUUCCAAUGGGGCACCGCCACAACCGCCACGAAGCUAUGUACCCGAUGACGAGGAUUUUCGACAACAGACGGAGAAUUCAGGCUACGAGCCGAUGGGCGUCUACGGCUACCCUGAGCCAACUCAACCUUCGUGGCCUAGACAACCCCAACCUCCGUACGAUUCAGCUCCUGUUGUGCCCCCUAUUCACUGGGACACGGAACCGGAUUCCCCUGAGGGAUCUGGUAGUGACCCUCUUGGUCCAAAUUGGAGUGUCAAACCGUCACCAGACUGGAAACCUUCCCGGUCGCCUCAGCCGCUGCCACCGCAGCAGACGGACUCGGGGCUGGUUGUGGGCGGUGGUAAAGUGGACAUCCCGGAUCAAAUAUGGGUCCCUGAGGGGGACGGCGUGGUGCACAUGUCUGUCCCUCCCUAUCUCCGAACUACCGCGGGCACCUCCACCUUUUCUCCUAAUUUGGCUGCUUUCUUCGUUGUUGGGACAUUGCAAAGGUGGCUAUGA